CAGUAUCCUGGCCAACACGAGACGUUUUCUCAUGUUUUAAAACUUGCCGUUUUUAUUGUUUUUUUAUACCCAAAACUUUUGGAUAUCUUUAAUUUUGGCAAAUGGUGAAAAUCAUGUCAGGCGAUUUCAUUGAUCAGAUCUUUGAACAGAUCAGUCGAAUGGACAAUUCUAAGGUAAUUUUCGGUUCUCAAACGGUAAACGAAGAUUCAUCAACGCCUUAUUCGGAUGCGACCAACUGCAAAAAAACAACUUCUCACGUUAAACGGCCGAUGAAUGCGUUUAUGGUUUGGUCGCAAAUUGAAAGGCGAAAAAUAUCCGAGGUCGCUCCCGACCUACAUAAUGCCGAAAUAUCGAAGCGCCUAGGAAAGCGAUGGAAAACUUUAAACGACGAAGAACGACAGCCUUUUGUAGAAGAAGCGGAGCGUUUACGUCUCCUGCACUUGAAAGAGUAUCCAGAUUACAAGUAUAGACCGAGGAAAAAGCCAAAGAGUUGUGCUCCAGAAAGUAAACAAUCGCAGAAUAGCCAUCAGCUGGCUACCGUACAAUCGAAGCAAAGAAAACUAUCCCAUAAAUCAGGUAUAACAAAACCAUAUAAGACCGUGCACAAAGUGAAGAUAGACGACCGUCUCAAAUCUUCUGUACGAGAAGCGCCUAUGCCAAUUACGAUAGCUGCUCAACUUCCAACUUCUCCUACAUCAACAGCCACACCAGACUCACCCGACUUUUAUUCACUAGAUGAGAGCCCUGUCUCAUCACCCGCGUCUAAUGCAACAAGUUCAUCCAUAUGUCCUCCACCAAUGUCUGUACAGGAGUUGCAAAACGCUACUCUUGCUAGCCUGACGGCACUUCCGGCUGACGAUCUGUCUCUUGAUGACUUGGACAACAUACCAAUCAAUGACGUUCUCGGCUGGCCCGGUUCAGAAUGUGGAGAUCCUACAUCUACACCUACAAUAACUUUUGCUGAGAUGACGCCUGUUGGUUCAACUUUCGACGACAUUGUCAAUUUAAAUCCUCCCGGUGUCAACGACUGGCUCGACUCGAUUGCUCAUUGA
Dimorphilus gyrociliatus is the source of this 1052-nucleotide messenger RNA. The record is from the annotation of a GenBank genome assembly. NCBI's taxonomy places the organism in Eukaryota, Metazoa, Annelida, Polychaeta, Dinophilidae.